CUCUCUUUCUUCUCAACACUCACACGGUCACACCAUUCUCGUCUUCCUCUAGAGAGAGAGGCAAACUCUCUCAGAAAAAUAGCGCUUUUCGUUCCCCAAUUUCCGAUUCUGCCCUUCAAUUCCCCAUGGCUCCUGCCACCUCACCGGCGCGGUCGGCCAAGAGGCUCAUCGGCUUUAGCCGCCGGACGCAGGCAAUUCACCCGCACGGUCAGCAGUCGCCGUGCGGGCCGCCGGCGAAGAAGUACAAGUCGAUGACGGACAUAAUGGCGAGGGCGCCGUACGCCGUCGUGGAGCGCGAAGAUUACGGCGACCUCAGCUGCGAGCAAUGCGGCUCCGGCGAGCGGCCGGAGGAGCUGCUUCUCUGCGACAAAUGCGACAGAGGGUUCCACAUGAAAUGCGCGAGGCCUAUCGUCGUUAGGGUUCCUAUUGGAUCCUGGCUUUGCCCUGAAUGCGUUGGAAGCAACAACAGACAGAGAAGAAUAAAAAGCUUCUCGCAGCGUAAGUUAAUUGAUUUCUUCGGGAUUCAGAGGAGCGACAAUGAUCACGUUAGAGCUGCUUCUUCUCAAGAUGCUAAGAAGCGUCGAAGACGAUCACGCCCUCUGGUUAUGCACAAGAGAAGGAGGAGAUUAUUACCAUUUAUUCCUUCAGAAGAUUCGAACCAAAGAAAUAAACAGAUGAAUUCACUUGCUACUGCUUUAUCAGCAUUGCAUAUGGAUUUUAGCGAUGACCUCAGAUACUUGCCUGGAAUGGCUCCUAGAUCUGCUAAUCAAGCCAUAUUAGAAGAUGGUGGCAUGCAGAUUCUUUCAAAGGAAGAUAUGGAGACCUUGGAACACUGCAGAGCUAUGUCUAGAAGAGGCGAAUGUGCCCCCUUUCUAAUUGUUUAUGAUGCACGCGAAGGCUAUACUGUGGUGGCUGAUGCUCCAAUCAAGGAUUUGACAUUUAUUGCGGAAUACACGGGCGAUGUGGAUUACCUUAAGAAUCGAGAAAGUGAUGAUUGUGACAGUAUGAUGACCCUUCUUUUAUCAAGUGAUCAUUCUCAAAGUCUUGUCAUCUGUGCUGAUAAACGCGGAAACAUUGCUAGGUUUAUUAAUGGCAUCAACAAUCAUACUCCGGAAGGUAGGAAGAAGCAGAACUGUAAAUGUGUGAGAUACAAUGUUAACGGUGAAUGCAGGGUCCUUUUGGUUGCUACUCGUGAUAUUUCUAAGGGCGAGAGGCUUUAUUAUGAUUAUAAUGGUUAUGAGCAUGAAUACCCCACACAUCAUUUUGUCUAAAUGAAAGUUAUAAAUGCCUCUUAACAGAAAACUUGGAUCCAAUUUUAGGUCCUUGUUAAAGGAUUUUCAGGAUUUUCUUGAAAAACUAUAACUUAUUGUUCACGCAGAAUUGCAGAAACAAAUUUUUUCCUCAACUGUUGCUAUGGGCAAUUAAUUUUGUAAUUUUUGCUUAGGAGCUAGUCCAAAUAUCUGGCUUAAAGACGAGUAGCGUACCCUGGGGAAACUUUUCUUCAUUAAGGCAAUGCCCCAAUAUCAAUAUAUACAUUUUUUUCAAUACAGUUUCAAGGAAAUUAAAGAAUAGAUUUUGCUUAGAA
Messenger RNA from Arachis duranensis, 1585 nucleotides. RefSeq names its product probable Histone-lysine N-methyltransferase ATXR5. Gene Ontology annotation, molecular function: protein binding. The transcript is spliced from 6 exons. Bases 126 to 1271 code for a protein of 381 amino acids. NCBI's taxonomy places the organism in Eukaryota, Viridiplantae, Streptophyta, Magnoliopsida, Fabales, Fabaceae. The record is from RefSeq and is a predicted model, not a curated record.